Molecule: messenger RNA, 2581 nt
Organism: Pezoporus occidentalis (night parrot)
Lineage: Eukaryota; Metazoa; Chordata; Aves; Psittaciformes; Psittacidae
Gene: CCDC60
Product: coiled-coil domain containing 60
Exons: 15
Coding region: 210-2345 (711 amino acids)
Source: RefSeq, a predicted model, not a curated record
CAGGUGCCUCAGGUUUUAUAGCUGUUGUUUGAGGGGAAUGCGACCUCGUGUAGUGUUAGUUCUGCUGGGCUACUCUUUAGUUGACUCAAACAGACUUGCCUCAGAGUUUGGGCAGUGGGUGUGUGUUUUCAUGACUUAGUUUUCAUGAAACUAAGAGUUUUUAAUACCUUUGUUUCAUUAAAACCAACCAAGGCUCCUGUUCUGGAAGGAUGUCAGUACCUAAGAACUGCGGAGUUGAGGUACCCGUGGCAGCAGACACAGGGAGGAGCAGCAGCAGCAGGCUCAAGGCACCCGUGGGAUCAGAGCCACCAAAGGACACCAGGGUCAGGGUGCUGGCUGUGCCUAACGUGCUGAAUCCGAAGGACUUUGUGCGCAUUGAGGCCCUGCCUGGCUUUGAUCAGAGGGAAGGGAAGGUCUUGGCCAGAAGCAAGACCAUUUACAAGAGCAGUGAACCUCCAAGAGAGCAAGUGUUCUGGGAAAACUACCAUAGGAGGCUAAAGCAGUUUGAUAAGGGGCUCUUCACUCCCCUUGGGAAGCCUUAUCUGGAGCUUGGAGAAAUUCCCUACACAGACCCGAAGCAACUCACCCUCUAUGCCUUGGGGCAGCUCACAGAGGAAUCAGUGGAAAAAGAUGUGCAGGGAAAAACACCCAAAGAAGUGGCUGAAGUUACUACUGACAAGCACUCUUCCAAGCCAGAGUGUGAUCACUUUCAGUCUGAUGCACCGGAACCAGUGAAGAGGCCCUCCCCACUUACAGAAACUGGAAAGGAGCUGAGGACUCUUAGAGACUCUCUAGCUAGCUCAAGAAACAUCUGCGUGGGACUCAUUUGGAGUAUACCAGCUGGAGGCUCAGGAAGAUGCUGCCAUACAAGGAAGAGAUUUUUGUUCCCCUUAUCUGAUGGGCGUCAUCUCAGUUCUGUGAAGCGAGGCAGAGGCUACUUUGGUAUCCUUCAACAAGAAUCACUGGAGAGGAAGAAUGCACUUGAAGCAUCCCAACAGGCUCAGACCCUGGUGUGGAGAACUGACUUCGAGCCACCCAUGUACUCCUUUGAUGCAGAGAGCUCACGAAAAGAAAGAGCCAUUUGCUCUCAAGCAGAAGGCAACCACCUGGGGAUGUCAGAGAAGAAAAAAAUGACCUUACAAUCCUUCAUUCCUGCUCAAACCAAUCUCUUGAUUCCAAGCUCCCCUGAAUCCAAAAGUGACCAUCUCUUCCGUCAACUGUGUGCCAUACACUGGCUUUUGGAAGCUGUGACUCUUGAAUCCAACAGUUCGAUGCAUCCCAUAUCGACCUGUUGGAAUCCAAAGGAUUGUGGUGGUUAUAAAAAAAGAGUAAAAGAAGCGGAAGAGUUAAAGUUAGCAACAUGCAUGUGGGAAUGCUUUAUUACAAAGAAAAAGAAAUACACCUGGAAAACAGGAUACAAUUUACUUAGCAGGACUAUAAACAAGAACGUUACUCCAGGUAUCUCUCAGUUUAGCAGUCAGUCAUCUCUCCGUGGUCAAACCCUUCAAGGCAGUGAACCUUCCGCUCUACAUUGCUCUGAAGACAACAUCAAGAUUAAUGAUGUGAGUGAGUCAGCACCAGCUAAAGAGCAACAACCUCUUUUCCCCUCCCUGCAGAAAUCAAUCCAGAUAGCACGUGGAGAGGUGUCAAAAGAUGGCUGUAAAGAAAAAGCUAUGGUUAAGAAGACUGGACCACAAUGUUUGCCAGAGGUUCAGAAAGACCACAGCAUAAACACGCGCAGGGAGAGUCAAACACCAGGGAAGCAGAGACCCAGAAAGGACAGCUGCCAGAUCAGCUCUUUCAUUAAAAGCAAAUCUAACCUGUGUGCUGAUGUGAAGCAGAGGUUCACAGCAGUCCGUGAAGAGGCAGCUUGCUGUUUACAUGAUAUCCUAGUGAGCCUUGAGAGGAAGCAGGAAGAGCGAUGUUACCAAAAAUACAGGGCUAUGAAACAAUCAAAGGAUUUCAGAAAAGAAUUGGACAGAAUAAGACAGCUGAGCAUGAGAGCUGAGAGAGAACAUGAUGAAGAUGAACUAAACUGGGCUCCUGUAUUGCUUGCCAGACUCCCAGAGUCUGUGAAGAAUGACCAUUAUAUCCAGAAAAUCUUAAAGAAAUUGGAAAAAUACAGCAAGAAUCCUGACUUGAAAAUCGAUCCAGAGACCUUUCUUAAGGUUCUGGAUGAUCUGCGUGUGUGGGAGCUGUGUUCUCCAGAAAUUGCUGCAGCUGUGGAGUUUGUACGUGAGAGCAUUGUGCGGAUGCCAGAAGAGGAUUUCAGCAAGUGGUUUCAGACAAAAGUAGGCCCCCUCAGCGCUAGAAUUCCUUUGCUUUCUAAUUCCUCGGUGGAUUAGAAGUCCUCCACCUUCUAAUCAGACAACCAGAUGAGAUGGUUUUCCAGCUACAGCUGUCUUCAAGCAGAAAACUAUAGCCUGUUGAGAUCUGCCUCGAGGAAGACCAGGAAGGGAAGGUAACUUCAGGAAGUCCCACUGAUCACUCUUGCACAGCUGAAAUUUGUCCCUCUAGUGUGCUCUGUUGGCUGUAGUCAGACAAAGAAAAUAAAAGCUAAAUACUCUUGCUCCCUCCUGUA